Molecule: messenger RNA, 887 nt
Organism: Paramecium sonneborni
Lineage: Eukaryota; Ciliophora; Oligohymenophorea; Peniculida; Parameciidae
Source: the annotation of a GenBank genome assembly
AUAUUUUAUAUAGAAAUUAAUAAAUGUAAAUAUUGAAUAAAUAUAAGAUAGUGGGGGGGGAUCAUAUGAUUAAGAAGGAAAUUAGAAAAUGAUUGGGAAUUGGAUAUAAUUGGACAAAGAAUUUUAUCAUUUAAAAUUUAUCACUUAUAAUGGUGAAUAUAAUAUGGACGGUAUGAAGAUAGGCAGAUGGGAUACUCUAUAUUGCAGAUAUGAAGAAAAAGAAUACAAAUUAAUGUAAGCAAAAAAAUUCAUGUGUCUGUUUUAGUGGGGGUGGAUUUUAUGAUCAAUAAGGAAAUUAGAAAAAAAUUGGAAAGUGGUUAGAAUUAGAUGAAUGGUUUAAAUAUGAGAGAUAACUCAUUUAUUAGGGAGAAUAUAAUAUGAAUGGUGCAAAGAUAGGCAGAUGGGACAUUUAGUAUGUCUUAAACUAUUCGAUGGAAUAUAGAUAAGUGUAAAUAUGAUUUAAGUAUAAGGAAUACUUUAGUGGAGGUGGAUCUUAUGAUCAAGAAGGAAAUGAGAAAAAGAUUGGAAAGUGGACGGAGUUGGAUAAAUAUUUUGAUUCUAAUUAAUCUUAUUAUAAUGGUGAAUAUAAUACGAAUGGUACAAAAGCAGGUAGAUGGAAUAUAAUUUAUCGUAAAUUGGAUUUAGAAUAUAUCUAAAUGUAAAUAAUUAUCAGAAUAAGCAAUAUAGAGGAGGCGGAUCAUUUGAUUAAGAAGGAACUAAAUUUGGGAAAUGGAUUGAAAUUACAAAAUCCUAUGAGGUCACAUAAAACGGUGAAUACAAUAAGAAUGGUGUGAAAGUAGGUACCUGGAUAGAGAUGAGUAUAAAUGAUAAUAAAAAACUAAGAGAAAUACAAUAUGAUAAUUGAAAAGUAUAAAAAUAACAUAGCA